Molecule: messenger RNA, 959 nt
Organism: Moneuplotes crassus
Lineage: Eukaryota; Ciliophora; Spirotrichea; Euplotida; Euplotidae
Source: the annotation of a GenBank genome assembly
UAGUAGAAUUUUGAGUUCUAACGGAACAAUUGAGGGGUCUUAGGUUACAAAAGGAGUAGAGCAAUCAAACCAACAACUGGAAUAGUUUCACCUAAUUACCGCAAGUCAUUCCUAAAGAUUUGUAGGAAGGCAAGGAGACAAAGGAUGUAUGCCUAAACAAAGCAGCUCAAGAAGGAAAAUUUACGUAUAUUCAAAAGACUCGAAAACAUUGAUUUACAUGUAUCAAAGCAAACAGUCAAGAAAAGAAUAAACCUAGGCAUGAAUUCAGUCUUGAUUCCUUAAGAAAUCAACCUCAAAAUAUCUGAAUUGAAACUCCAAGGAAUAUUUUUACUCCAAAUAAGAGAGACCUCUUCACUCCUAAGGCUGAUUUCACUAAAGAUAGGAACAAUUUUGUGUCUGUAAAUGACCAGAUUCACCAAAUGAGCACUGUUAGUUAUGAAAAACCAGAUUGCAGCCAUUUUCACUCAAAAAUGACCUUACCACUGAUAAAAAUAGCCUAAAACCUAUAAAUAAGAGUAAAGCAAAUGUUGGACCAUAUCUGAAGAAAUAUAAAAGGGUAAUCUAAAGGGACAAGAAAUGGCACGGGCUAGUAAUCACAAGUGCAGAGCUUCCAAGAUGGGAGGAGAGAAGAAAUGGAAGAUAUUAUCUACCACUAAAAUGGCCUCCUCAGGCAUGAGCACGAUGCACACAGCGAAUAACCUCACUAAGUACAACUCAAAAUCUGAAAUAUAUUAUGAAUGAGAACUAACAGCUAAGAGAACAAGUAAGCACAUUUCUCCUGUAAGUCGAUAUAUACCUAUCCUGACUCAAUCUGAUCACAGAAGGAUCAAGAAUUUGUUUGGAAGAGAGAUAUGAGCCCUGCUCUGAUCUCUUAGCUACUUUAGGAUAUCCUAAAUCAAGUGUAAGCAUCCCUUCUUCAGUAAAUGAGCUUAUGGUAGAUUUUGUUGUAUCUCAAUAUA